CUGCAGUGUGUCGUUGCUGCCUGUUUGAGUGCUGACACCUUCCCUCUGUAAUCUGUGCAUACACCAUUUCUCCAGCAAUCCUGAAGGCGGACUGUUCAGGAUCGGGUUAUCCUACAGGCCUUUUGCACUUCCAGAGUUGGCAAGGGAAAAACGUCUGAAUGAUCGACGCAGUUGCCUCGCUUUCUAGUUGAGGAAAGCAGAUGCAGAAUAAACUGAGGUGACUUGUUGGAGAGGACACAGUAAGUGGCAUAGCCAAGACCAGCCUCCAGGUUGCUCAGUCCUAAUCCAGCACUCCCCUUACGUAGUGCUGGAGUUACUAACAGGGUGGUAAGUAGCACUCAUGCUGCGUGUACGCUCAUCUCGCUGGUAUUUUGGAUUGACGGGCUGAAUAAAUUGCAAAUACGAAUUCAGUGUGUGUUCAGGCAAGGACUAGCUGUACUAAAAAGACAUGUAAAUACCCAUUGCAGUGAUGUGACAUAGUCUGUUGCUUUUGAAGCCUAGUUCAAUACAACCCAGUGAGUUUGACUCAUCAGAUGAAGAUCCUGUUGAAGAUGAACAGACUCCAAUCCAGAUAUCAUGGCUGCCUCUGUCACGAGAGAAUUGUCCUCAGUUCCUGGGCUUAUGUGCCCUUCCAGGCAGGUUGUAAAUUUAAGGAUGUUAGAAGAAAUGUCCAAAAAGAUACAGAGGAACUAAAGAGCCAUGGCAUACAAGACAUAUUUGUUUUCUGCACCAGAGGAGAACUGUCAAAAUACAGAGUGCCAAACCUUUUGGACCUCUACCAGCAGUGUGGAAUGACCACCCACCAUCAUCCAAUCCCAGAUGGAGACACUCCUGACAUCGCCAGCUGCUGUGAAAUCAUGGAGGAGCUUGCAAUCUGCUUGAAAAAUAACCGGAAAACCUUAAUACACUGUUAUGGAGGACUUGGGAGAUCUUGUCUUGUAGCCGCCUGUCUUCUGCUGUACCUGUCUGACACGGUAUCACCUCAGGAAGCCAUAGACAGCCUGCGAGACCUGAGAGGAUCUGGGGCCAUUCAGACCAUAAAGCAAUACAAUUAUCUUCAUGAGUUCCGGGACAAACUGGCUGCACAUCUAUCAUCCAGAGAUUCACUAUCAAGAUCUGUGUCGAGAUAAUUUCAGACAGCUCUUAGAGGACCAUGUCUGAAAUGUAAGAGUUCGCUAGCAUAAUUUGUAUUGAAAUGAAACUACUGGUGUUAUCAACUUGAAUGUAAAUGUGUAAGUGCAGAUGUUCAUAAAGAUUUUAUUGACAAAA
This is a messenger RNA of Carlito syrichta (Philippine tarsier), 1269 nucleotides long. It is a transcript of the gene CDKN3, whose product is annotated as cyclin dependent kinase inhibitor 3. Bases 534 to 1130 code for a protein of 198 amino acids. Gene Ontology annotation, cellular component: nucleus. Gene Ontology annotation, biological process: protein dephosphorylation. The transcript has 7 exons. The record is from RefSeq and is a predicted model, not a curated record. NCBI's taxonomy places the organism in Eukaryota, Metazoa, Chordata, Mammalia, Primates, Tarsiidae. Gene Ontology annotation, molecular function: protein tyrosine phosphatase activity.